Molecule: messenger RNA, 3415 nt
Organism: Prosopis cineraria
Lineage: Eukaryota; Viridiplantae; Streptophyta; Magnoliopsida; Fabales; Fabaceae
Product: GTPase-activating protein GYP2-like
Exons: 18
Coding region: 400-3090 (896 amino acids)
Source: RefSeq, a predicted model, not a curated record
UCGCAAUGCGUAACAUAAUUGCCCUUAGGGGCAUAUCCACGCGUCCUGGAACCCUAAAAUAUCGCCAAUUGUUGGAUCGAAACUAGAAAUUUUCUUCGUCUCUGUGAUUUUACCGUUCUGGCUUGAUGUCGGGAGAGGGCCUAACUCUUAGUAUCAGCAACUUUUCCCUUCGAAUAAGAACACACGAUUGGUUUAUUGAUUUUUACUAUUAAUUAGAAUUAAUCGUAUGAAUUCUGAGGUCCAUUUGGGUGAUCAUUGAGAAAUUGAAAGCGUAGGGGUAGGAUUAAUGUCGUGCGUUAGACGGCACCUACUGUGGUUCUAAAGUCUGAAAUGCGGUAGCACUCUGAUAUUGGUUCAACCAAAAGCUAUGGAAAGUAGAACUGCAUCUGUUCUUAAAGUAUGUUGUUGUCCUUACUGAGUAAGCGCUCAUUGGAGGUUGAUUCCAGGGACUCCUAUGGAUUUGCGUUAAGACCUCAACACGCACAAAGUUACAGACAGUAUGCUUCUAUUUACAAGGAGGAGGAAGGUGAAAGGGCAGAUAAAUGGAGAGGCUACCUUGAACAGAUAGUCAAAUCAUCUCAAUCAUGUUCUUCUGAGAAUGAACUUGAAGAAAUAUCUCAAGCUAAGGGUAGUGAGAUAAAAGAAGGGACAAGUUCAAGGAGCAGAAGUGAAGGAAAUGACUUGAAUAUCAGGAAGUCUUGUGAAGGGACUGAGUUAGAAGAUGAGACAGGUGCAGAGAGUGUAAGUGAAGGAAAUGAUUUGAGUUUCAAGAAAUCUUGUGAAGGGACUAAGGUAGAAGAGGAGACAGGGGCAGAGUGGAUAAGUGAAGAAAAUGAUUUGAGUGGCAGGAAAUCUUUUAAAGUUAUUGAGAUAAAGGAAGGAACAAAUUUAGAGAGGCAAAGAGAAUCAGAUGAGUCAAGUGACUGGAGUGCUGCUGAAGGUACUGAGAUAAAAGAAGGGACAAGUCUAGCGAGGGUUAGUGAAAGGAAUGAUUCAAUUAACAAGAAGUAUGUUUCUGAUGGUUCAACAGCAAGUAGUUCUGAAAAGGAGGUGCACUGUCCAGAAGAAAGAAAGGCCCGUAAGGUUCAAACCUGGGGUGAAAUUAGGCCUUCUCUUGCUGCUAUUGAGAAACUAAUGAGUAAUCGUGUCAAGAAGGCAAAGAAAAUUGAAGUUGAGCAGGCAAAUGGUAAAUAUGAUAAUCUUCCGUGUAUAGAUGAAUCUGAACAUCUACAAAUGGUUUCUGAGGACAUCAUUGAGGAAAAGGUCUUCCCUAAAGAGAUGCUAGAUAACAGUAUCAAUGGCUCAAGGGAAGGAGAUGCUUUAGAGGAUCAUGACUCACCUGAAUUUUACUCUCAGUUGAAGGAACUGGAGUCCCUAGUUCAGGGAGGAGUGCCAAAGGAUCUUAGAGGAGAGAUAUGGCAAGCAUUUGUAGGAGUGAAGACACGUAGGGUGGAAAGCUAUUAUGACGAUCUGUUGGCUCAAGAAACUGACAGUGGUAAAGGGAAGGAACUAGAUGAUUCAUCAUGUGCAUUAGGGAAAUGGAGAAAGCAGAUUGAGAAGGACAUACCACGAACUUUCCCAGGACAUCCUGCUUUGGAUGAAAAUGGCAGGAAUUCCUUGAGGCGUUUACUCCUAGCAUACGCUCGGCACAACCCCUCUGUUGGUUACUGUCAGGCAAUGAACUUCUUUGCUGGUUUGUUGCUGCUUCUUAUGCCUGAAGAAAAUGCAUUUUGGGCAUUGGUGGGCAUUAUUGAUGAUUAUUUUGAAGGUUAUUAUACAGAGGAAAUGGUAGAAUCCCAGGUAGACCAGCUUGUCUUUGAGGAAUUAAUGCGUGAAAGAUUUCCCAAGCUGGUUAAUCAUCUGGAUUACUUGGGAGUGCAGGUGGCUUGGAUAACUGGACCUUGGUUCCUGUCAAUCUUUGUAAACAUGAUUCCUUGGGAAAGUGUUCUUCGAGUUUGGGAUGUGUUACUAUUUGAAGGGAACCGUGUAACACUAUUUCGAACAGCUCUUGCUCUAAUGGAGUUAUAUGGUCCUGCACUAGUUACAACAAAAGAUGCAGGUGAUGCAAUUACUCUAUUGCAAUCACUUGCUGGCUCAACAUUUGAUAGCAGCCAGCUUGUCUUCACUGCUUGUGUAAGUUUUCUAGCUGUGACUGAAGCUAGAUUGCAGGAACUGAGAGAAAAGCAUCGGCCAUCAGUACUAGUUGUUGUGGAGGAAAGGUCUAAAAAAGGGCGAGUUUGGAAGGAUUCCAAAGGGCUUGCAUCUAAACUUUACAGUUUCAAGCAUGACCCAGGAUCACUGGUGGAAGAAAUGAAAACCACUGAAGGUGGUGAUAUGGAAAAUGUUGGGGACAAAUCACCGUUGGAAUCCCAUUCCUCCAACUUGGAUGAACUGCUCAAUAGCCUCAAUGUUGAUUCAGAAGUAGAUUCUCUUCCAGAUCUCCAGGAACAGGUGGUUUGGUUGAAGGUAGAGUUAUGCAGAAUGCUAGAGGAAAAAAGAUCUGCUAUAAUCAGAGCUGAGGAGCUAGAAACAGCACUUAUGGAGAUGGUCAAGCAAGAUAAUCGACGGGAACUGAGUGCCAGGGUUGAGCAAUUAGAGCAGGAGGUAGCUGAGCUACAGCAAGCCCUUGCUGAUAAGAAAUUACAAGAAGGUGCCAUGCUGCAGGUCCUAAUGCGGGUAGAGCAGGAGCAAAAGGUCACCGAGGAUGCUCGCAGAAGAGCUGAGCAAGACCUUGCUGCUCAGAAAUAUGUAGUUCAUAUGCUUCAGGAAAAGUAUGAUAAGGCCAUGGCAUCAAUCAAAGAGAUGGAAAAGCGGGUUGUGAUGGCUGAAAGCAUGUUAGAGGCCACUCUUCAAUAUGAAUCUGGCCAGUCAAAAGCACUUUCUCCAAGGGGUGAUCGGAUACCAAGCCCCAGAGUUGAAAUACCCGCGCCAAAAUUACGCCUACUAAAUUUUGGACUAGGUUGGCGUGACAGAAACAAGGGCAAGCCGACUAACGAAGAGGAAUGCAGCGAAAGUCAGUCCAACGAUGAGGGGCGAAGUCAUUGCAACAACGACGACGCUGUCACUCGCAGCAGGGAAUUCCGUGACUGAGAACAAGAUGGGAUACAUGGAAUUUGCAUUGCAGUGCCAUCUUGGUUGAGCAUAUGGGAGUUCACCUUUAUUACUGCUCCCUUUGGUAAUCGGUGGUUAUGGUGGCGAAGCUGAAGCAUCCUUUUGUAUCAUCUUCAAAAUCCAAAUGGGUAUAUUAAUAAUCUAUCCCGUUGUCUACUUUUGUCAGUCGUUCAAAUAUAAGCAGUUUUGGUAGGAGGAAAAUCUUGCAAUUCUUUAUCUGUUAUUACGCUAUUUUCAUGAAAACAUGGUACGUGUAUACUAAUUGUAUCAUUUUUAAUUAAAUUAAAUAUUUAUUCUAUUGUUA